CGAUCUCUUUACUUUACCUUCCAAGCAAGCAACCAUGGCGCAGCCUCGCGACAGGAAGGGGGACACAAUAACACGCUGCCAUGGACGCCACCACCGCAAACUUGGAAGCAAAUAACCUCACUCCUAAUUACAGAAAUUACCACGCGCCCCGCCAUAUACUAGGAAAGUCAUAAGUGAAUUAACCAUCCUCUCCAUUUUGCUAUCUACUAUAAGCCACGAGUUCUCCACGCGCGACGGACCGGGUAAAAAUCGCCACCUUUUUCCUGCCUUUUCUUUCCUACCUCCCCGGCCACAUCCACGGGCAUAUUCUCAGCUCCCUCUCCCUAGUCUCUCUAUAUAUAGGCCAUUUCCAUUCACACGUUUUCUCUCGUCUCCGUUCACGAUCGAUCCGCAUCGCCGUCGCCCUCGAUCGCCUUCCCUUCCGCACAGUAGGACUCCCAGGGCCUGCUGAAACCUGCUUCUUCUUCUCCGUCGUCAUCUUCGUCUUCGUCUUCAUCGUCUUCUUCUUGUGGAGAUCGACCAGAUGACUGGCUGCAACGGUAACGGCAACUCGUCCGCCUCGGCCAUGGGGCAUCAGACGGUCGCUGAGAAGAAGUUCGGAGGAAUUGCACCAAAGAAGCCUCUGAUUUCAAAGGACCAUGAGCGCGCCUACUUCGACUCCGCCGACUGGGUCCUCGGCAAGCAAGCUGCAAGCAACAACGCACAGGCGGCGGCAAUCGAGUCCUUGAAGCCAAAGCUAAAGGUAGGUUGUGAUCCUUGUCCCAUCUCAACUGCACGCUGCAUUACAUUGCACUGCAAGCAUCUAUCAUUCAGACUUUCAGAGUUUAACUGCGGUGCAAGAAAUGAUCAACCAAUCUGCUCUGUUUGUUGCGUGCAGAGGACGCCCCAUCACCAGCUCCCCCCUCGCAAGCCGGCCUGCGCGUCCGGCUGAUCGACCGCGACGGGACAAAGGAUCACUGGAGGAAGCCGGAGCGGUCGCAUGAGACGACGAAGCUGGUGAUCUAGCUGGUUGCAUAUGUUAGGAGUCGAUCGAGUCAGGGUUUGGGAUCUGCAGUUAGACCCUUUUGGUUCUAGCAGCCUAUGAUUUGUCACAGUAGGGCUAGUAGCAUACUCCUACAUUGUUAUGGCUUCAGCUUUGAGAUGUUUGGUUUCCAGUA
Molecule: messenger RNA, 1157 nt
Organism: Triticum aestivum (bread wheat)
Lineage: Eukaryota; Viridiplantae; Streptophyta; Magnoliopsida; Poales; Poaceae
Exons: 6
Coding region: 524-931 (135 amino acids)
Source: RefSeq, a predicted model, not a curated record